Molecule: messenger RNA, 1113 nt
Organism: Sciurus carolinensis (gray squirrel)
Lineage: Eukaryota; Metazoa; Chordata; Mammalia; Rodentia; Sciuridae
Product: zinc finger imprinted 3-like
Exons: 1
Coding region: 1-1113 (370 amino acids)
Biological process (GO): negative regulation of transcription by RNA polymerase II
Molecular function (GO): DNA-binding transcription repressor activity, RNA polymerase II-specific
Source: RefSeq, a predicted model, not a curated record
AUGGUUGCACUGAGCCUAGAGGAGGUUCCCUCCAGACGCAGGCUCCGAGACCGAGACCCGUGUGGAAGGCACUUAAAACAUCGUUCAGAUAGGAAAGACGAGAAUAGUUCUCAUAAAUGUAAUAGAUGUGGGAAAUCAAUUGGCCACAAACCCUUCAGAGGUGUGGAGAAGCAUUUUGAAUGCAAUGCCUGCAGAGAGUCGUUGAGCGCAAAGUUGGGCUUUCAGGGUCGCCUGGGGGUGCCUGGCGCGGAGGGGCCCCUCGCGUGCGGCCAGUGUGGCAGAGUGUUCCGGGAGCGACGCGGGCUGCGCACGCACCAGAAGACGCACGCCCCGGAGAAGCCGCACCGGUGCUCCGAGUGCGGCAAGGCCUACAAGCAGAAGCCGAACCUGGUCCAGCACCAGCGGACGCACGCCCAGGAGAAGCCCUACGCCUGCAAGGUCUGUGGCAAGGCCUUCUCCUGGAAAUCCGCCCGCAUCAAUCACGAGAAGAUCCACAGCGACGAGAAGGCCUACGGCUGCGGCCAGUGCGGCAAGUCCUUCAAGUUCAAGUCGGCCCUCGCCCAGCACCAGAAGGUCCACACGGGGCAGAGGCCCCACGGCUGCACGGACUGCGCCAAGGCCUUCGUGUUCAAGUCGGACCUGCUGAGACACCGCCGGACGCACACCGGGGAGAAGCCCUACCGGUGCCGCGUGUGCGGCAGGGCCUUUGCCCAGAAGUCCAACGUGGUCGACCACGAGAGGAUCCACGCCGGAGCGCGGGCCUUCGCGUGCAAGGAGUGUGGCAGCGCCUUCAACCAGAAGAAGAACCUCCUGCAGCACCGGAGGAUCCACACCGGGCAGAAGCCCCACCAGUGCGACAGGUGCGGGAAGGCCUUCCUGCAGAAGUCGAACCUCCUCACGCACAGGAAGACCCACAGCGGCGAGAAGGCCUUCCGCUGCGCCGAGUGCGGGAAGGCCUUCAGCCGCAAGCUGGGCCUCGGCCUGCACCGGAAGACGCACACCGGACGCAAGCCCCACGUGUGCGCCCAGUGCGGGAAGGCCUUUGCCGAUGCCUCCUACCUCGUCAAGCACCAGAGGCGGGUUCACCCCAGGGCAGAGCCUGGGGCACAGUGA